AAGUGGAAGCAAAUUUCUCUACCGGCCAUGGACAAAGUUGCUUGGUGAAGCACUGGUGAGUAGAAUCAUGCAAACAAUGGCUUCCACAAUUUCUCGCAGAUUUGCAUCCAAGAUCUUCAACCCUUCUUCCUCUGCUCUUUUUUCACUCUACCCCACUUCUCAUCAUCUAAACCCUAAGGAUUCCCAUCGAUCCUUCUUCUCAAACACUACCCCCAAUUUCACUUCUUUCAAUCACCACCGAUCAUCAUUUCAUACAGCACCAUUUACCCCUAAUUACAACUCAAUCAGAUCAAACACCAGUUGUAAUUCUAGUUUCAAAAUCCAAUCUUUAAGCCCUAAUCUUUAUCAAACCCCCAGGUUUUUGUCAACCGCCACGCCACCAUCUGAUCCUGAAGAAACCCAAAAACCUAAUGAGAAUCCAAGCCAAACCCACGAAGAAUUCAAGAACCAAGAGAUAACUGGACCAACUGUUGAACGUGAUGUUUCUGCACUUGCCAAUGAGACACGCCAAGUGCUUGAUGUAAUGAUGAAGACAAUUUAUAACCUUAGUAAAAGCUUAGCUCUUUUGGGUUUGUUUCAGUUGGGUCUAGGGGCUUGGAUUUCGUAUGUUACCAAGUCUACUCCCAUCCCAGAAGUAUCUGUGCAGAGCUGUUUGGCAUUUGGGCUGCCAUUUUCGUUGUCAUUUAUGCUGAGAAGGUCAUUGAAGCCAAUGAGUUUCUUCAGGAAAAUGGAGGAGCAAGGUAGGCUGCAGAUUCUGACUCUUACACUUCAGGUUGCUAAGAAUCUGAAUGUGUUCUUUGCGAGGUUGAAUGUGGUUUCAUACUUGUGUAUCGGGGUUGCUUCUCUUGGAUUGCUUGUUAUUGCUCUGUAUUGAUGGUUUCAUAGAAUGCCAUAGAUGCUAUCAAGACUCUGUUUUCAACUGUACUAUUGUUAGUACUAUAAUGAGUUCAAAUGCCAUACUUUUAGGAGCAUGAUUGCUUGUUUUCCUGCAAUAAAUUUGAUAACAGAUUUUGUUUUAUGUUCUUC
Molecule: messenger RNA, 1026 nt
Organism: Cynara cardunculus var. scolymus (artichoke)
Lineage: Eukaryota; Viridiplantae; Streptophyta; Magnoliopsida; Asterales; Asteraceae
Exons: 1
Coding region: 68-874 (268 amino acids)
Source: RefSeq, a predicted model, not a curated record